This is a messenger RNA of Trematomus bernacchii (emerald rockcod), 1158 nucleotides long. RefSeq names its product dual specificity protein phosphatase 26-like. The transcript has 6 exons. The record is from RefSeq and is a predicted model, not a curated record. Gene Ontology annotation, cellular component: cytoplasm. NCBI's taxonomy places the organism in Eukaryota, Metazoa, Chordata, Actinopteri, Perciformes, Nototheniidae. The coding region runs from base 1 to 585 and encodes 194 amino acids. Gene Ontology annotation, molecular function: MAP kinase phosphatase activity; protein tyrosine/serine/threonine phosphatase activity. Gene Ontology annotation, biological process: protein dephosphorylation; negative regulation of MAPK cascade.
AUGUCCUACACAUCCAAACUUCCCGUGUCCUGGAAUGAUACGCCUCCCCCUCGGAAGGUGGAAAUUGACCUGAGUUCACCUGGAUUGGCGGUGUUUGAGUUGGAAAGACUCUUGUUUACAGGCAAAGCAAUCAUCAGCCAUGCAGACGAAGUGUGGCCAAGGCUUUAUAUCGGUGACCAGAACAGUGCAGAGAACCGGGCCGAUCUCACCAAGCAUCGAGUCACACACAUCCUGAAUGCAGCUCACAGCAAACGGGGGGUGCAGCCAGACAUCUACGAGUGCAUGGAGAUCACAUACAUGGGAGUAGAGGCUCAUGACUCCUGUGGCUUUGACAUGAGCGUCAACUUCAGGGCAGCAGCAGACUUCAUCCACAGGGCUCUCAGCAGAGGAGGCAAAGUGUUGGUGCACUGCCAUGUAGGAGUGAGCCGCUCUGCCACCCUGGUCCUGGCUUACCUGAUGCUGAAGCACAACCUGAGCCUCGUGGAGGCCAUUUGUGCGGUGAAACAAAACCGGGGGGUCAUCCCUAAUCGAGGUUUCCUCCGACAGCUCAUCAGACUGGACGGCCAGCUCUUUGGCAAACACUGAACGCUGCUGGGUAGCAUGUUGAGCAGAUCCAGAACAUGAGGGAAAUAACAUGACAAUCGGUGCUACAGAAACAAUAUCACAUCAAAUACAUAUUUUAUUAAAAAAAAGCAGUUUCUUUACAAGUCCAUGUGUGCAAAGUGUCUAUUCUGAGAGACUAGUUGUGAGACAUGUUUCCAUAUGUUUCUGUUUCAAUGAGUUUCAGAGAUAUUACUAAUCUUUUCAGCAUCUGUUGAGCUGCCUCUUGUUGCAUUCUGAACUGAUUUAAUCCCUGCUUUUUUCUUUUAUGGGCAAGGCUUAAUUUUCUUGACCUGAUCAGCUUUUAAAUGCCAUCAGUUACCUCAGGCUCUGUUUGAUUCUGCUUGUCUUUUUUGGCUUCAAGUUGCUUUAUCCACAUGAACACAUUUCAAUACAAUGAGCCAAUCUGCUUUGUUUAUGUCCUCUGAGAGGGAAGCUUUGCUUUAGUUUUCAGAGAUCUGAUUUUUUAUGUAUAGGGCAUAUGCAAAAGAAAUGUUCUUGUUAGGUGCAAGUAUCACAGAAUGAUUGCUAAGAUGGUAUUCUCCCACUUUUGCUCAU